This is a messenger RNA of Juglans microcarpa x Juglans regia, 1121 nucleotides long. RefSeq names its product alpha-soluble NSF attachment protein 2-like. Gene Ontology annotation, cellular component: vacuolar membrane; SNARE complex. The coding region runs from base 116 to 985 and encodes 289 amino acids. The record is from RefSeq and is a predicted model, not a curated record. Gene Ontology annotation, molecular function: soluble NSF attachment protein activity; syntaxin binding. Lineage: Eukaryota; Viridiplantae; Streptophyta; Magnoliopsida; Fagales; Juglandaceae. Gene Ontology annotation, biological process: intracellular protein transport; SNARE complex disassembly. The transcript has 9 exons.
CCUUUCUCGUUGCAAUCAAACCUGACCUUGACCCCAACAUUUUUUCCAUUGCAUAACUCUCUCCCUCUUUGAUCUUUUCUCUCCCAACUCGGGAGAAAAAUCUCAGUAUUAUCAAAUGGGGGAUCAGAUUGCGAGAGCAGAGGAGUUCCAGAAGAAAGCAGAAAAGAAGCUCAACGGCUGGGGUUUGUUCGGUUCCAAAUAUGAAGACGCCGCCGAUCUCUUCGAUAAAUCUGCCAAUUCCUUCAAGCUCGCCAAAUCCUGGGAUAAGGCUGGUUCAACAUAUGUGAAAUUGGCAAACUGUCAUUUGAAGUUGGAAAGCAAACAUGAGGCUGCCCAAGCUUAUGUCGAUGCUGCUCAUAGCUAUAAGAAAGCAUCUGCAAAUGAGGCCAUAUCGUGCUUAGAGCAGGCGGUAAAUCUGUUUUGUGAAAUUGGACGGCUCAGCAUGGCUGCGAGAUACUUAAAGGAAAUUGCAGAAUUGUACGAGUCUGAACACAACAUUGAGCAGGCUAUUGUUUACUUUGAAAAGUCAGCAGACUUCUUCGAAAAUGAGGAAGUAACAACUUCUGCCAACCAGUGCAAGCAGAAAGUUGCACAAUUUGCUGCUCAACUAGAACAAUAUCAGAAGUCGAUUGAGAUUUAUGAAGAGAUAGCACGACAUUCGCUCAAUAAUAACUUGCUGAAGUAUGGAGUUAAAGGACAUCUUCUUAAUGCUGGCAUUUGCCAACUCUGCAAAGGUGACGUUGUAGCCAUUACCAAUGCAUUAGAGCGAUACCAGGAAUUGGAUCCAACUUUUUCUGGAACACGCGAAUACAGAUUCUUAGCGGAUAUUGCUGCUGCAAUUGACGAAGAAGACAUUGUGAAGUUUACUGAUGUUGUCAAAGAAUUUGACAGCAUGACUCCACUGGACUCUUGGAAGACAACCCUUCUGUUGAGGGUGAAGGAAAAGUUGAAGGCGAAAGAAUUGGAAGAAGAUGAUCUUACCUAAAAUUUUAUAUCUCAAAGUUUGGUUUUCGCAUUUGGUCUUGAUGAUUGCAUUGUAUUCUGUGAUUGUGUACGAUUACUUUUCCUUCCUUUACAAUGGCUGGAUUUUUAUUUUAAUCCAUCCGAGUGUUUAUACAUAA